This is a messenger RNA of Parastagonospora nodorum SN15, 564 nucleotides long. RefSeq lists its product as hypothetical. The transcript has a single exon. Lineage: Eukaryota; Fungi; Ascomycota; Dothideomycetes; Pleosporales; Phaeosphaeriaceae. The record is from RefSeq and is a predicted model, not a curated record. Bases 1 to 564 code for a protein of 187 amino acids.
AUGGGCCGUCAAGCCUACCUGGCGAAACUCGCUUUCGUUUGUCUCUCCCGCACCAGUCGCUGCGUAUACACGGUGCUAACAAGUAUACAGGGACGUUCGGCAUUCGAGCCUACACAGGAGAUUGUGCAGUCCGACGAUUACAUCCAACUUGAUUCCCCUCAGGCACAUCUUCCUCAGGCAUACCAGGAUUUCAACGGCAACAACUACCUCCAACUGUACGAUGAACGCGGCAAUCCCAUCAACCCACGCUCUCGCGAAUAUGGAAAGAAGUUCAGAAAUGCCCAAAACGAUGUGCUCGCUGCCGUUGGAGUCGUCGAGAGGCGACAGUCGCCAGACGAUGGUCUUCCUGGCUCUUAUGAAGAGCGGCUAGACGAGCUGGAUGUCGAGGACACCGUCGGCCUCGUGCUCGGAGCGACUUUCACCCUCUCCCAGAACCUAUGCACUUGGUGGAUAGGUACCAUUCGAGAUAGAAUCCUAGUAAGUCUUGAUUGUCUGAAGAAAAGACAACUCAUUAAUCAAUUUAGACCUUCCGAUUUCACGAUGCCAUGCCAUUCGCACAGUUAG